AUGUUCUCCCCCCUUUUUAUUAAAUUUCAUUCUUUCUUUCUUUCUUUCUUUUUUCUUUCUUUCUUUCUUUCUUUCUAUUCCUCUCGUCAAUGUUUAUUUUCUUUCUUUCUUUCUUUCUUUCUUUCUUUCUUUCUUUUUCAACUGUUUUCUUUAUUUCCCCAUAUAUCGGUGUCAUGUUCUUCCACCCUUUUUUUUAUUAAAUUUCGUUCUUUUUUUCUUUUCGUUUUUCUUUCUUUUUCCUUUCGUCUUUCUUUUGCUUCCACUCUUUCUUUCUUUCUUUCUUUCUUUCUUUCUUUCUUUCUUAUUUUCGCCGCCAUUUUUCGAUUUUUUAAAAAAAAUAUUUUCAUAUUGUUUUCUCUUUCUUAUAUUCACCUCUUCUUUUUCUUCUAUUGUUUCUCUACUUACAUCUUUCCUUUCAAUGUUUUAUCGUUUAUCAAUUUCCCUCCCAUUUCCAUGUUCCCAGUCUUUGUCUUAUUCUUAUUUCUCAUUAUCUUCCCCUCUUUUUACCUCCCCCUUUUCUAUUUAGAGUCCGAUUAUUCAUUCUUUCCUUCUUUUUAUUCUUCCUUAUCCCCAACCGCCUCGGGCAACUGUCUCACUUCAUUCUUUCUCAUUCAUUUUCUCAUCACUUUUUUUUCUUUUUCGUUCUUUUUCUCAAUCAAGUUCUUGUUAUUUUCUCAACUACAUUCAUAUUUCUCGUUCUUUUUCUCAAUCACAUUCUUCAUUCUUUUUCUCAGUCAUUUUCUUUUUUCUCUUCUUUUUUCCUGCUUCACUUUCAUCUUCCUCAUUCUUUUCCUCAAUUACUUUCUUCUUUGUGCUUCUCUUUCUCAGUCACUUUUUUCAUUCUCAUUCUUUUUCCCAAACAAUUUCUUCACUCUCAUUCUUUUUUUCAUUCAUUUUCUUCUUUCUCGUUCUUUUUUUCCCAAUCAUUUUCAUCUUUCUCGUUCUUUCUCUCUACCCCUAUUUUUUUCUCGUUCUUUUUCUCAAUCACUAUUAUUCCCCCUUCUUAAUCUCAAUCACUUUUUUCUUUCUCAUUCUUUUUUAAACACUUUCUUUUUCUCAAUUUUGUUAUUUCUCUUUCUUUUUCUCGGUGAUUUCAUUCUUUCCCAUUCUUUUUAUCAAACAAUUUCUUCUUUCUCUUUCAUUUCUCAAUUACUGUCUUAUCUCUCAUUUUUUUUCUCAAUCAAUUUCUGCUUAUUCCUAUUUUUUCUCAAUCAAUUUCUGCUUUUUCGUUCAUCUUUUCAAUCCCUUUCUUUCUUUUUCUCAAUCAGUAUCGUCUUUCUCGUUCUUUUCCUUAAUCUCUUUCUUCUUCCUUUUCUAAAUCACUUUCUAAUUUCUCCCUCUUUUUCUCAAUCACAUUCUUUUUUGUCAUUCUUUUUCUCAGUCACUUUGUUAUUUAUCCUUCUUCCUCUUCUCAAUCACUGUCUUCUUUUUCAAUCUUUUCCCAAUCGUUUUCUUUUUUCUUUCUUUUUUCUCAAUCAGUUUCUCUGUCGAGUUCUUUUCUCAACGACUUUCUUUUUGCUCGUUCUUUUACUCAAUCACUUUCUUCUUUUUCAUUCUUUUUCUCAAUUACUUUCUUCUCUCCUUCUUUUUCUCAAUAAUUUUUGUCUUUCUCAUUCCUUUUCAGUCACUUUAUUCUGUCUCAUUUUUUUUUCUCAAUCACUUUAUUCUGUCUCAUUUUUUUUUCUCAAUCAUAUUCUUCUUUCUUUUUCCUUUUAG
This is a messenger RNA of Acanthosepion pharaonis, 1716 nucleotides long. Lineage: Eukaryota; Metazoa; Mollusca; Cephalopoda; Sepiida; Sepiidae. The record is from the annotation of a GenBank genome assembly.